This is a messenger RNA of Neurospora tetrasperma FGSC 2508, 363 nucleotides long. RefSeq lists its product as uncharacterized. NCBI's taxonomy places the organism in Eukaryota, Fungi, Ascomycota, Sordariomycetes, Sordariales, Sordariaceae. The record is from RefSeq and is a predicted model, not a curated record. The transcript has a single exon. The annotation marks the transcript as partial.
GUAAUCCACUUCAUCCAGUUUCUCGAAGCAGCUUGCGAUAAGCUUCCCCAUGUUGCGCCCCCGGAAGUCUCCCUACCCAACAAUGUGGGAACACACAAGUACGAGAGACAGCCUCGGGUAGUCAUGUUCUGUCGAGCCUUCCUGGUUGAAGAGGCUGCAGAGAUGCGAGCAAGUCGUGCCGGGAUUGCCAAAGAGCCUGUAGCUUGGCUGGUUAGCGAUCCUUCGGUUGGAUCGCCGCCGCUGCCGGUUGACGGAGCACUUCCUGGACCAGAGUCUUCGUUGAAGGCAAUGGCGUUGGCGAGAGGCUUGCUUGCGGAAUGGCUUGCUGGGGAUGCGAGUGACGGUGGCAACCUAGAUAGGUAA